This is a messenger RNA of Mauremys mutica (yellowpond turtle), 3101 nucleotides long. It is a transcript of the gene ZNF513, whose product is annotated as zinc finger protein 513. NCBI's taxonomy places the organism in Eukaryota, Metazoa, Chordata, Testudines, Geoemydidae. The transcript is spliced from 4 exons. The record is from RefSeq and is a predicted model, not a curated record. The coding region runs from base 957 to 2321 and encodes 454 amino acids.
UGCAGCCAAGUGCCGCGCUGCUGGUCCCAGGGGGGAGUCUGGACACCAAGCUCCAGGUGCUGCAGGGGAGCCCAAGGAUCGCAGCCCAGGGGUGCCCAGAGGUGCUGUGUGUCCAUAGCAGUCGGACGCUGGGAGGCAGCCCCCAGACCCUGGCGCAUUCAGCUUUCGGUGGUGCCCGUUUCCCUUGCACUGGCGUCUGUCGAGGUGGAGAAGACGCUGUGGCGUCUGUAGGAAGCUGCCCACAGGGACGUCCCUGCUCCAUUCUGAGGAGCCUGUGGCGAUGAUUCCCCUGCUGCUCUCCGUGCCCUCGCACCAGCUCUCGGCAAGUCGUAGACUCUCAGGGUUGGAAGGGACCUCAGGAGGUGUCUAGUCCCACCCCCAAGUCGCACGAGUGUAGGUCAUAGCCUCGCUGCAGUAGCUCGGGCACAGCUGAAAUGGCUGGGCAGGUACUUGGCACAGCCAGGCCGUGCCUCUGCUGCCGCCACCCAGGCUGCUGCAGCCACACGGCUGUUGAUACUCGCACUUGUUCGCUGAGCGCCUGAGCAAGGGCAUCGCAGCCUUAGCUGGUGAUGCAGCCAUAGCCUGGGAUAGAGCCCUUGUGCGGGGGGGGAUAGGUGGGCAGCUCCCUAGCGCUGGUAGAGAAGCCGUGUGAGCGGUUCCUUUCAGGCAGCAGAAUCUCUGAUUUCUUCCCAUUCUUAGCAGGUGGGGAGUAGCCAUCGGGGAAGCCGUUCUUCCUCCCUUCCCGGUGAAAUGUACAAGGCAGAUGGCUCCAGGCUCCUCUCCUGAAGGUCUCCACGUGGCGGGGGGACGAGCAGGAAAGGUAACUGGCUGGCGCUCCGUGUGUUGCAGUGGACACUGAAGACACUCUCGAGGAGACGCCAGGAGGGGGUCUGGUGCUGCAGAGUGACCUGCUGCUGGGCCAGGACCUGGAGUUUGAGGACAGCAGCGACAGGAUCAUGGGCUUUGAGAAAGAUUUGGAAGUGGACUCCCUGGUGGGGAAGAUCUCCAUCCCGGCCUACUCACUGAGCGACGACGACUACUCCUCCAGCUACCGGCAGCUGAGCGUGGAGAGUGACCCCGAGGAGGGGCGGGAGCCUGGCCCCCCAGCCCCGCCUUGCCCUCAGUGUGGCCUGCAGCUGGCCGUGCGCUUGGGGCAGAGCUGCCCGCAGUGUGCAGGGGCCGAGGAGGGCCGGGGCCAGCGUGUGCUCUACUCCUGCCAACUCUGCCCCUUCGCCUCCCACUACUCCAGCCACCUCAAGCGCCACAUGAAGACCCACAACGGCGAGAAGCCUUUCAAGUGCCCACAUUGCGACUACGCCUCGGCCCAGCUGGUGAACCUGACGCGGCACAAGCGCACGCACACGGGCGAGAGGCCCUACCGCUGCCAGGCCUGCAGCUUCGCCUGCAGCAGCCUGGGCAACCUGCGGCGCCAUGAGCGCAUCCACAGCCAGGACAAGCCCUUCCAGUGCAGCGCCUGCGACUACCGCUGCAACCAGAGCCGCAACCUCAAGCGCCACAUGCUGAGCCAUCGCCAGGCGGAGGAGGGGCCCUGCUGCCGGGACAAGGCCCAAGAGCCGCUGCUGCCGGAGCUGAGCCUGCGUGUGAGUGGUGCCCGCAGCCCCCUCCUGCCUGGCUGCACCCGCCUGCGGGGCGACGAGGCAGACGCCUUGCCGGAGCUGCUCUUUCCCUUCACCUGCCGCAUGUGUGGGCUGGUGCUGGACGACGGCUUGGCGCAGGACGAGAGCCUGGUCGAGCAGAUCUGCAGCCGCUGCAGCCUGGCCGUGCUGAGCGCUGAGCCGGGGGAGAGCCCCCCCGAGAGCAGCGCCAAGGGCUUCUCCUGCAGCCUGUGCUCCUUCGCCACACACUACCCCAACCACCUGGCCCGGCACAUGAAGACGCACAGCGGCGAGAAGCCCUUCGCCUGCCCGCUCUGUCCCUACGCCUCCGCCCACCUGGACAACCUCAAGAGACACCAGCGGGUGCACACAGGCGAGCGGCCCUACAAGUGCCAGCUCUGCGACUACGCCUGUGGCAACCUGGCCAACCUCAAGCGUCACGGCCGCAUCCACUCUGGCGACAAGCCCUUCCGCUGCGGCCUGUGCAGCUACCGCUGCAACCAGAGCAUGAACCUCAAGCGCCACAUGCUGCGCCACACGGGCGAGAAGCCCUUCCGCUGCCGCCACUGCCCCUACACCACCGGCCACUGGGACAACUACAAGCGCCACCAGAAGAUCCACGGCCCUGCUGGUGAGGGCUGGGCCAGCCCCCCGAGUGCCAAGCCCCGGCUGGCCCUGCCGCCCCCGGCGGCCUCCCUGCACUAGGACCUGGGCCUGGCCCACCGCAGGCAGGCGCCUGGCGGGGGGAGGAGCGAGUGCCCGAGCAGCGGCUGGGGGGCAGGGCCCCCCCCUCAGACAGGCUGGGCCUGGGAAGCGGGAACUCAGAGCCACUGCUGCCCAGUAACCUGAGCUGGGGCCAGGGCCGGGCAAUGGCUGCUGCCUUGCGGCCUCCCCCCACCCAUGGAGUCUGAGCCCCCGGUAGGCACUAGAGGGCUGGCUUGGUGACCCCUCCUCUCUGUCAUGGGAGGCUCAGGCCAAGCCACGCCCCAGCUGUGUGGAGCUGCUGUCAGGGGGAGGGAACAGACCCCCCCCCCAAUCAGACACAGCUGUUCCCUGGGGCAGGUCUGCCUGGGCCGGCCCCACCCUGGAAAUGGGGGUUCAGGGGCGAGGAGGCGGCGUGCCAGCCGGCCUCUGCCCAGGCAGCGCAAGGAAGCCUUGUCAGGGACCACGGACUGUGGCCCCUUCCCUCCGCCAGCACCCUCGGGUGCAGCAGGGAGGGAGGGGUGGGGGGGAGGCUGGCCUGGCCCCCCACCCCGGGGUGCAUCUCAAGGCUGUGUAAUUUAUAUUGUGUAUAAAAGCAUUAACGUCCAUUUGGGUAGCUGGCUUCGCUCUUUGGGGUGCAGAGGCGCCUACCCGUGCCCAGGGGCUGUGAGCGAGACCGAGCCCCUCGGCCCUCAGGCACGGCCAGGAGCAGCUCAGGGGGCUCCAGCAAGGGGGUCGAGCAGCACCAAUCCUGGCCCUGCCCGCGUGCAACGCCCUGUAAGU